UGCCCCGGUGCGAGCGCGGCGGCGGGCGGAGAGAUGAGCGCAGAGUUGGUGAGCAGCGCCCUGGGGCUCGCCCUCUACCUCAACACGUUGGGCGCCGACUUCUGCUACGAUGACAGUCGAGCUAUCAAGACAAACCAGGACCUUCUGCCAGAGACACCCUGGACCCAUAUAUUCUACAAUGACUUCUGGGGAACGCUUCUCACUCACAGUGGGAGCCACAAGUCAUACAGACCUCUCUGCACUCUCUCCUUCCGCAUCAACCAUGCCAUCGGAGGAAUGGAUCCAUGGGGUUACCAUCUUGUAAACAUCCUGUUGCAUGCUGCAGUCACAGGCCUUUUCACAAACUUCUCCAGGAUCCUCUUCGGGGAUGGGUACUGGACCUUGAUAGCUGGUUUGCUGUUUGCGUCUCAUCCGAUCCACACCGAAGCCGUAGCGGGGAUAGUGGGGAGGGCAGACAUUGGAGCCUGCCUCUUCUUUUUGCUUUCCCUGAUGUGUUACGUGAAGCAUUGCUCUACAAGAAGUUCCUCAGCUAGAACUUGGGGCUGGAUCUUGGGAGCAGGACUUUGUGCUGGAUGCAGCAUGCUGUGGAAGGAGCAAGGAGUGACUGUACUGGCAAUUUCAGCAGUGUACGAUAUCUUUGUAUUUCAUCGGCUGAAAAUGCAUCAGAUCAUUCCUGCUUUAUACAAGAGGAAGAAUUUGAACCUUUUCUUCAGCAUUGGUUUAUUGACCUCCUGGGGGACUGCACUGCUGGGUAUCCGCUUAUACUGGAUGGGCAACAAGCCCCCAAGUUUUUCCAACUCUGACAAUCCAGCAGCUGAUUCAGACAGUUUUCUCACACGAAUGCUGACCUUCCUUUACUUGCCAACAAAGAACCUCUGGCUGUUGUUCUGCCCAGACACCCUCAGCUUUGACUGGUCAAUGGAUGCUGUGCCUCUUCUGAAGGCAGUCAGCGACUGGAGAAAUCUACACACUGUGGCCUUCUAUGCUGGACUUUUCCUCCUCGCCUACUUCAGCUUGAAGGGCUCCAGCAAUGAAAGAGAAUGCAAUGGGAAAAGUGUAAUGAAUGGCAAGCAGAAUGCUAAUGGGCAUAGCUGUCACUCUGAAAUGGAAUAUAAGACACUGGAGGGGAAGUCAAGUUUUGCAUCAAAGGAAGAGAAUGGCAUAAAAAAGCAUGAAAUCCUGAAACUACAGCUUCCUUCAACUGAGAACAUUGUCAUUCUGUCUCUGUCUUUGUUAAUAGUGCCCUUUAUUCCUGCCACAAACCUAUUUUUCUAUGUUGGCUUUGUAAUAGCAGAGCGUGUGCUGUAUGUUCCUAGUAUGGGCUUCUGCCUGCUGGUUACUGUAGGUGUCAGAGCCCUUUAUGUCAAAACCCAAAAACGCUUUCUGAAGAACUUGGUUUUUUGUUCCACUGCUGCAUUGAUUGUUUUCUAUGGACUCAAGACUGUUGUCAGAAAUGGGGACUGGCAGAAUGAGGAGAUGCUGUAUAGGUCAGGAAUAAAAGUAAACCCUGCUAAAGCAUGGGGUAACCUUGGAAAUGUUCUCAAGAGCCAGAGUAAGAUUUCUGAAGCUGAAAGCGCCUACAGAAAUGCCUUGUACUAUCGCAGCAACAUGGCUGAUAUGCUCUAUAAUUUAGGAUUACUUCUUCAAGAGAACAACAGGUUUUCAGAGGCAUUGCAUUACUAUAAACUGGCUAUUGGUAGCAGACCCACAUUAGCUUCUGCCUAUUUAAAUACUGGCAUCAUCCUGAUGAACCAAGGGAAGACAGAGGAAGCCAGGAGGACAUUCCUAAAGUGUUCAGAGAUCCCUGAUGAAAAUUUGAAAGAUCCUCAUGCUCAUAAAAGCUCUGUUACUAGUUGUCUUUAUAAUUUAGGAAAACUUUUUCAUGAACAAGGACACUAUGAGGAUGCCCUAACUGUUUACAAAGAAGCAAUACAGAAAAUGCCAAGGCAGUUUGCACCACAGAGCUUAUACAACAUGAUGGGAGAAGCCUAUAUGAGAAUGAGCCGUCUGCCAGAAGCAGAGCACUGGUAUGUGGAGUCACUGCGAUCCAAGAGCGACCACAUCCCUGCACAUCUCACCUAUGGAAAGCUUCUGGCUCUGACGGGACGCAAGAGUGAGGCAGAGAAGUACUUCGUGAAGGCAAUUCAGCUGGAUCCUACCAAAGGAAACUGCUAUAUGCAUUAUGGUCAAUUCCUGCUAGAGGAAUCCCGUCUGAUCGAAGCAGCUGAGAUGGCAAAGAAGGCAGCUGAACUUGAUAAUACAGAAUUUGAUGUUGUUUUCAACGCUGCCCAUAUGCUCAGACAAGCCAGUCUUAAUGAAGAAGCUGAGAAGUACUAUGAACUGGCAGCAGGAUUAAGACCUAAUUAUCCAGCUGCCUUAAUGAAUCUUGGAGCCAUUCUCCAUCUGAAUGGUAAACUGAAAGAGGCUGAAGAAAACUACCUCCUUGCUCUUCAACUUAAACCUGAUGAUGUCAUCACUCAGUCCAAUCUUCGCAAAUUGUGGAACAUCAUGGAGAAACAAGGUUUAAAGACAUCCAAGACAUGAUGUGGAAAACUCUAAGCUUUUUUUCUUAAAUUGGUUUAUAACUAGAAUUUUCAUACAGUUGUCUGAACAGAGAACUCAUCAGACUUGGCUGCAAGGAUCGGAAGUCUUGAUUGCUGCUAGGAGAAGCUAUUCUGCUUUUUGCCUUUUUUGUUGUUACUAUUAGAUUAAAAAAAAAAAAAAAGAAAAACAAACAAAACAAAACAAAAAAAAAACAGAAAGGGAGAUGGAGAUAUUCAUGAAGGACUUCAAUGUUAGCCUACAAAAAGAUUUAGAACCACAGAACUUGAAAGAGGGUGUCCUGGCCUAUUUGAAAAAUCAUUGCAAAUUCCGUAUUGCUCACUUCUGUGAAAGGUAUACUGUCCUAGAAACACUAAUGGAAAUUUGUACAGUAUACACUAAAUCAUAUGGGAGUGAAAGUGGGUACUAAUAACUCAUUAAAAUACUGUAACUCAUUAAAAUGUGUACUAAAUCUGGCGUGUUUGCAGUUUGUCUUAAUGCUGCUGAAUCUCACUUUAAGACCACUUGUUUACCAAUUCACAGCUUAUAAGGCCAAUUUUUAUCUUUCUAAAACCUGUUGUGUUUAGAUGGUGGCAUUCAAAUUUUUUUUUUUUGCUGCAAAUAUGCAUAUUAUUUCAACUUACUUUAAGUUUUGUUGCAAUUCUCUGGAAAUACAUGGUGAAAUGGCUGUGGGCUUGACAGAAUGAACAAGCAAUUGCCCAAAUUCUACAUUAUGCAUGUAUGCAGAAUCUGAAAAAAAGAAAAAGACAUGAUGUAGCAGUACAAGUGAGACUGAUGUUUGCCCUGGUAUCAAGUGAAUGUGGUCAGAAUGUCAUCUUAAGAAAAAGAAGAGUGACUGGAUUCUGCAUCCAGUAUUUUUGCAAUAUCUCAUCAAGUGAGAUUUGAAAAUAUUAGUUUGUGCAUAUUCUACACAGACUUCAUGAGCAACUGAGUGAGAAGGGAAUGUUACACGUCUGUGGGACUAGAAAAUAGCUCAAGGGAAUGGAUUAGAUUAUAUCCAAAACAUCAUAGACAAAGAUAAAUGUGUAACUGGUUGCCAGUUACUUUUCGUAGUGGCAAUGUUUUAAAAACAUAUUACCUAUUCAGAUUCUAACCAAAUACUAGAAUUUUGUUCGUAUUCUGACAUGUACUAGCAACAAAGGUGUCAAAUAUCUAAGUAUGCUUCUGGUGAGGUUCUGCUUAUUCCUGAUUCAGAACAAUUUGACCUAAUUACUGGUUUAUUCUUCGGUUUAUUAAUGUACGUAUAAUUUAUUUUAAAUUGCAGUGUAUUGAAGAUUCAAUCCUUUUUUUCCAGGCCGUUUGUUAUCUGCUCUCUUUCUUUGGAAUAAGUAUUAUUGCUUUUAUGAAAAUGUACUAUUUCAUUUAAUGACCUGUUGAUAUCUGCUUCAAUGUUCAUUUCAUAAUGGUAGACGUCAUGUUAAAGUGGUAGAGCACCUUGAACUGAAGCUUUUUCAGGAUCUUCUUUAAAACCUCAUAAUUACUGAGGAAAUUUUGUUGUUUUCUGAUUGUUUUUUUUUCUUCCUAACUGUUAAGCACCAUUCCAACAAAACAAUAGAGAAGAAUACUUUGCUGUAUUUAUUUAUUUAUUACUCGACUACAGCAAUGUUACCUGCUAUUAACACAAUAGUCUUUUAGUUUUGGUGUUGUUUUUGUUUGUUUCUUUGUUUUUUUACUUUGGCUUUCCUGACAUCUUUUGUGCGGUUAGCGUGUUUACCUUGUUGGGAAAGAGGACACUUUUCUCUACCAUCUCAAUCAUUGUCCCAUUAUAUUUGGAUUUUAAAUAUGUACUGAAACAGACUGAGGAAUAGCUGUUUCAGUCACUAUAGUAAAAAUGCAGUAGUGUGUGUUUUCCUUCCUCUUGCUCACUAAAGUAUCAUAUUGCUGUGUUCACAAGUGGCCUACCAUAAGGGCCAGAGGGGCAAGGUUGUUUAGUUUUGUCGAAUGUAUCAAGUUUUUCUCAAAUAAUGUUAUGGCUGGAAAAGCAAAAUGCAAGGGUCAGAAGUUGAAUUUGUACUUUAUCAUUGAAACCAGUGGUAGAACACAAUAGUAGCUUGAACUUAUUUUCCUGCUUUACUGACUUUCUGGAAAAUGUAUAGAACUCAGUAUAAAACUGUACUCAACAUCCAUCAAACUCUGAUGGCUUCUUGGUCUUAACCAUUCACUAUGUUAUAUGUUUCCUUCAAUUUGUACUCAUUCUUGUUUAUUAACUUUUUUUCAUUGCACAAAAUAGGGGUGGGGGGAGCACUCGUAUGAUGCAGUGUCAUGCUUGCAUUCAUAACUCUUAUUUGUUUCCUUAAGAAAAAAGAAAAGAGAGAAAAAAGGACUAGCAUAAAUUUAACAAGAAUGUCCCUGAAUAUGUUUUUUUAAUAUAGGUCUGGGCUUGAUAGCUUUCUUCUUUUCGGAUGAAUUUAGAACAUGUUUAAAAUAUGUCUCUCUGCUCAGGGAUUUAUGGUGGAUUAUUGCAGACAGUGCUAAAAAAUUAAAGAGCACAAAACAAGUUUACUAAAUUAAAAUUUUAUUUUUUGAAAAACUGUUAUUUGUAUAAAUUAUCAGAUUUGUAGGCUUUCCUUUUUGUAGAAAUAAUUGUUUAUGUGCCAGAUAAGAGAAUUUCAAUUUUGUUUUCAAUAAUAAAGCAUUGAUAACUAA
Molecule: messenger RNA, 5208 nt
Organism: Lagopus leucura (white-tailed ptarmigan)
Lineage: Eukaryota; Metazoa; Chordata; Aves; Galliformes; Phasianidae
Gene: TMTC2
Product: transmembrane O-mannosyltransferase targeting cadherins 2
Exons: 12
Coding region: 34-2544 (836 amino acids)
Biological process (GO): protein O-linked glycosylation via mannose
Cellular component (GO): endoplasmic reticulum membrane
Molecular function (GO): protein binding; mannosyltransferase activity
Source: RefSeq, a predicted model, not a curated record